AUGUCGCAACCCUCGGACGUCGAGAACGUCGAGCGCGAACGCUGGGAUGCAUCUCAAGACUCUCACCACAACAAGCACGACCUCGCCGACAAGCAGAUCGGUGUCGUCGCUGCUGAGGCAGGUCGAAGUGUAGCUGAUUGGACGCUCUGGGUCGGCAUCCUCGGCAUCGCCCUCGUCGCCUACCUCUACGGCCUCGACAACAACACCAUGUAUGCCUGGCAGACGUACGCCACCACCUCCUUCAACGAUUACAAAGCCUACACCGCCGUCUCGGUUGUACAGGCUGUCCUGAUCGCCGUCGGCAAGUUCCCCAUCGCAAAGUUGGCCGACGUCUUUGGUCGUGCUCAGGCCUACGCCUUGUCUGUCUUCUUCUGGGUUCUUGGAUUCGUCAUUAUCGCUGUAGCUCAGCAAACUCGUGACGUCGCUGGAGGCACCGUCAUCUACGCCCUCGGCAACACCGGUGUCCAGAUCAUGCAGCAGAUCGUCAUCGCCGACUACAUCUCUACAAAGUGGCGAGGUGCCGCCAUCGGUCUGGUCAGUCUUCCUUACGUCGUCAACUUCUAUGUGGCUUCGCAGAUCGCCAGCAAGAUCGGCACCGUCAACUGGCGUUGGGGCCCUGGCUUCUUCAGCAUCUGCGCUCCCGUCGCCGCAUUCUCCAUCAUCCUCGCCCUUGCCGUCAACCAGAGGAGGGCCAAGGCAAAGGGUCUCAUCCCCGAUCACCCCUACAAGUCCAUGCCUUUCCUCACCGCCGUGUACUCCUUCCUCAUCGACAUUGACGCACCCGGCCUCUUCCUCAUCUGCGUUGGUUUCCUCCUCCUCCUUCUUCCUCUCAACCUCGCAAAGCUCCAGCCCGACGGCUGGUCCACUGGCUGGAUCAUCGCCAUGCUCGUCAUCGGCGGUCUAAUGCUCAUCGGUUUCUGCGUCUGGGAGAUCUUUGCUCCCAAGCCCAUCCUCAACAGGCGAUGGAGGCUCAACCGCGACGUUCACUUCGCCACCGCCAUCGGCUUCUUCGACUUCUUCAGCUUCUACGCUUCCUGGGUCCCUGCCUAUUACUGGUCUCUCAUCGUCAUGGGCUACGACAGCACCGGCGCUCUCUACUUCUCCAACUGUCAGUCUUUGGCUUUGACCGUCUUUGGUAUCGCCGCCGGCUUCCUUUCUCUCGGUACCAAGAACUACAAAUGGGUCUUGGUCUCGGGUGCCUGCAUUCGAUUGCUUGGCAUUGGCCUCAUGAUCAAGUACCGAUCUGCCGGCUCCUCCAAUGUUCAGGCCGUAUUCCCCCAGGUUCUUCAGGGUAUGGGUGGAGGCUUCCUCGGUAUCACCCUUCAGGUUGCCGCCCAGGUCAGCGUCCGUCACCAGGAUGUCGCUACCGUCACUGCUUACUUCCUCCUCCUCACCGAGAUGGGUGGUGCUUGUGGUAAUGCCCUCGUCGGUGCAGUUCAGACCAACGUCCUUCCUGGCUACUACGAGAAAUACCUUCCUAUGCUCAGUGCCACCGAGCGUGCAGCCAUCUUCGCCAACCCCUUUACUGCCAUCACCACCUACCCCAUCGGCACCCCUGAGAGGGCCGGCAUCAUCAGCGCCUACAACGACUACAUGCACAUCCUCCUCAUCGUCGCCAUUGUCCUCGCUGUGCCGCCCAUCAUUCUCGGCCUCGUUGUCAACAAUCGCAAGCUCAACGACAAGCAAAACUGCGUCAGCAACGAGCUCGCCGGUAUGAGGCGUGUUUCUGGCGAGAGCGAGCAGCCCUCCGAGUCGUCCGUCGACAAGAACUAG
Messenger RNA from Pseudozyma hubeiensis SY62, 1773 nucleotides. RefSeq names its product siderophore iron transporter mirB. The record is from RefSeq and is a predicted model, not a curated record. Gene Ontology annotation, biological process: transmembrane transport. Gene Ontology annotation, molecular function: transmembrane transporter activity. The transcript has a single exon. Bases 1 to 1773 code for a protein of 590 amino acids. Lineage: Eukaryota; Fungi; Basidiomycota; Ustilaginomycetes; Ustilaginales; Ustilaginaceae.